Messenger RNA from Melospiza melodia melodia, 775 nucleotides. RefSeq names its product serine/threonine-protein kinase PAK 3-like. The record is from RefSeq and is a predicted model, not a curated record. Gene Ontology annotation, biological process: regulation of actin cytoskeleton organization; protein phosphorylation; intracellular signal transduction. The transcript has 6 exons. Lineage: Eukaryota; Metazoa; Chordata; Aves; Passeriformes; Passerellidae. The coding region runs from base 75 to 764 and encodes 229 amino acids. Gene Ontology annotation, cellular component: cytoplasm. Gene Ontology annotation, molecular function: protein serine/threonine kinase activity; ATP binding.
CGUCAUUUUAGGUGGCCAUCAAGAAAAUACAGCUUCAAGGACUGAGGAAGGAGGAACUAAAAGUCAACAAACUCAUGGUCAUGAAGGUGAAUAGAAAUCCCAACCUGGUUAACUGUUUAGACAGCUACCUUGUAGGUAAGGAACUGUCCCUGGUUAUGGAGUACAUGGAUGGAGGCGCUCUGAGCAAUGUCAUCAGCCAGACCUACCUGUCGGAAGAUGAGAUGGCAGCCAUCAGUCGGGAGUGCCUGCAAGGACUGGAUUUUCUUCAUUCAAACCACAUCAUCCACCAAGAUGUGAAGAGCAGCAACAUCCUUCUCAGAACUGACGGCUCUGUCAAGCUGGCUGACUUUGGCCUCUUUGCUCAGCUCAGCCCUGAGCAGGGCAGACGGAGCUCCGUGGCCAGCGCUGCUGGGUGGCUGGCGCCUGAAGUGGUGACAGGUCAACCAUGUGGCCCCAAAGUGGACAUAUGGUCUUUGGGAAUCGUGGGCAUCGAAAUGGUGGAACGAGAAGUUCCUUCCUGGAAUGCAACUCCUGUCUUGCCCCAACUCCUGAUAGCCACAGGAGGAAGACAAAAGCUGAAGCAGCCCAACCUAUUUUCAUCUUGCCUGCGUGACUUCCUGAGCUGCUGCCUGCAGACAGACGAGGCGCGGUGCUGGUCUGCCAAGGAGCUCCUGCAGCAUCCAUUUGUAACAUUUGCUGAGCCUGCGUCCAGCCUGGUGCCACUGAUUGUUUCAGUGAAGAAGAGGAGGGAGACAAGAACGUGACAAUCACAUCA